GUGUCUGCCAUGCGCUGUGGCAUCCUGCCCAUCUCCCGCGCCGCCUUGCUCUUGGGAGAUGUCGCCUACUUCGAUUUCCACGGGGAGGUGGAGGAUGAAAGCGAUCGAGUCGAGCUUCAAAAAUCCCUCGGUCCCACCUGCAAGAUCUUGGUGCUGCGUAACCACGGGGUGCUGGCGCUGGGUGACACGGCUGAGGAGGCCUUCUACAGCGUCUUCCAUCUGCAGGCAGCCUGCGAGAUCCAGGUGUCGGCGCUGGCCAGCGCGGGCGGCGCGGAGAACCUGAUCGUGCUGGAGCGUGCCAAGCACCGGCCCCACGAGGUGGGCUCCGUGCGCUGGGCUGGCAGCACCUUCGGGCCCAUGCAGAAGAGUCGCUUGGGCGAGCACGAAUUCGAAGCCCUGAUGAGGAUGUUGGACAACCUGGGUUACCGCACGGGCUACACCUACCGCUACCCCUUCGUGCAGGAGAAGAGCAAACCCAAAAGUGACGUGCUCAUCCCUGCCACAGUGACAGCCUUUGUCUUCGAGGAGGAGGCUGCUCCCGUCCCGGCGCUGAGGCAGCACGCCCAGAAGCAGCAGAAGGAGAAGACGCGGUGGCUCAACACUCCCAACACCUACAUGAGGGUCAAUGUGGCUGAGGAGCAACAGGGCAGUGCUGGCAGCCAGAAGACGAAGACGACGUGGUUGAAAGCAGACGAGGUGGAAAAAGGCAGCAGCGGGACCCCCAUCCGAAUCGAGAACCCCAACCAGUUCGUUCCCCUCUACACAGACCCGCAGGAGGUGCUGGAGAUGAGGAACAAGAUCCGGGAACAAAACCGUCAGGAUGUGAAAUCAGCCGGGCCCCAGUCACAGCUCUUGGCCAGUGUCAUCGCCGACACCAGCCGCAGCCCUUCCACAGAGAGUCAUUUGGGGGAUGCAGAAGCCAAAGAGGCGUCGCAGGAGGAGGCACCCCCUGAGCCGGAGCCCCCAAACCCCUUCAGCCAGCUCACCGACCAGGAGCUGGAGGAGUACAAGCAGGAGGUGGAGAGGAAAAAGCUGGGGCUGCAGGGCGAGAAGGAUGCUGCUGCGGCAGAGGAGAACCAGGCUCCCCCCGCCAAAUCGCCCCCCGCAUCCCCACCGCAGAGCCCGGCUGCGGCACCGCCAGAGACCCCGGCCCCGACGCCUGCGGAGCCCUCGGAGGGUGACAAGAAGGCGGAUGGUGGCCAAGAACCGGCUGAUUCCACCGCCGAGAAGGAGCCGCCGCCGGUGGUGAACGGGAAGGAUGAGGAGCAAAGCACUGAGGAAAGCUUGGGCAAAGGAGGGGACCGGACAACCACCCCUGCCAACGCUGACCAGGACACCCCCAAAGAGAAAGAGACGGUGACCAGCAGCCCCGUCUCCCCUGAAGGUUCACCUUCUAAAUCACCCUCUAAAAAGAAGAAGAAAUUCCGGACCCCAUCUUUCCUGAAAAAAGGCAAAAAGAAGGAAAAAAUUGAAUCUUGA
Molecule: messenger RNA, 1479 nt
Organism: Antrostomus carolinensis (chuck-will's-widow)
Lineage: Eukaryota; Metazoa; Chordata; Aves; Caprimulgiformes; Caprimulgidae
Gene: ADD2
Product: adducin 2
Exons: 9
Biological process (GO): barbed-end actin filament capping
Cellular component (GO): postsynaptic density; cytoskeleton; plasma membrane
Molecular function (GO): actin filament binding
Source: RefSeq, a predicted model, not a curated record